Molecule: messenger RNA, 2088 nt
Organism: Chrysoperla carnea
Lineage: Eukaryota; Metazoa; Arthropoda; Insecta; Neuroptera; Chrysopidae
Product: caprin homolog
Exons: 2
Coding region: 157-1935 (592 amino acids)
Cellular component (GO): cytoplasm
Molecular function (GO): RNA binding
Source: RefSeq, a predicted model, not a curated record
UACAGUAUAUUAUUCGCAUAAGUGUGUGUUAUAUGUGUUUGUAAUUCUUUAAUAUAGACAAGAAGUAUUGAGGCUAAAUGUGUGGUGACCGGUAUUUUUCAUGUUUGAUGCUUAACUUAUAAUAGCAUUAAAUUUAUUGAAAAUUUUUUAUUAAAAAUGCCAUCAGCAUCUAGUGUAAAGACUGAAAAAGUAGCCUCGCAAGAGGUUGCAUCCUCAGAAUCAUCAUCAAAAACAGAUCAGCAAAACACACCCAUCAGACAAGCAAUCGUCAUCAUUGAACAUAAAAUUAGAAAUCUUGACAAACGAAAGGCUAAAUUGGAAACGUAUCGUGAGUUACAACGAGCUGGUAAAGAUUUAAAUCAAGAUCAGAAAGUAGCUGUUGCUAAAUAUGAUGAAGUAUCACAAACCUUGGAAUUCGCACGAGAUUUGUGUAAACAAUUUCAUAAUAUUGUCACAGUUUCUGAAAAAGAAGCAAAAAAGUUAGCAAGAAGAAGGAAAGAAGAGUUGGCUCGACGACAACAAGAUCUUGCUAAAAUUCGUGAAGUGUUAUUGAUACAAGAUGCGUUAUCCCAAAUGGGUGCUGAAAAUGUUCGAGAAGACUUUUUACUUGGUCGUAAUGGAGCAACACAAAUUAUGACUGAAGAUUUACAGUUACUCGAUGAUCUCUAUCCACUUGUUUCACCAAAACAUCCAUGCGAAAGUGAAGAAGGUCGACCUGAAUUUGCCGUACAAGUCCAACAAGCAGCUGAUCAUUUAUUAGCAGUAGUUGAUGCACGACAAAAAGAAUUUAAUGGUUCAAAUUAUGCUCAUGUUAAACAAAUUAUUGAUACCAUACAUAGUUGUGGUUAUUUGGAAAAACCUCUUGUCGAAGAGGAGCCAGCUGUUGUAGAAGGAACUACGCCGGCAGUUGAAGAAUGGAAUCCUGCGGAAGCUACAAACACUGAAGUUGAACAAGACUUUAGAAAUGUAUUGGAACAUGCCGAAAAUGUUCCAAUUAUUCCUGAUGAUCGAAUACCCGAUCAAAUGCCCCCUAUGCCGAAUUUCCCACCAGUUCCUGAACAGAUCGUUCAACAACAAGCUGUGCAAGUUAUCGAUCAUCCACCACCGACUGUGGGUAAUGCAGCCGUUGCUGGAUAUUAUCAAGCACCAGUUGUUCCUGCGCCACAACCACAAUUAAGGCCUAUAAACGAAAUGUUAGAAACUGGAAACUUUUUCUUCUUACAAGAAUCAGAACUUGAUACCCCACCUGAAUUAUUGCCGUCACAAACACAUCAAACAAUUCCCUCGCAAACAUUUACGAAUCAAAACUUUACGAAUGUAGUACCUCCAGUACAACCAGUUAAUGCUGUACAAGUUCCUCCACCAUUUGUAACAGCUGGGGCACCGAACUUACCUCCACCAAUUCCAAUGCCACCAUCUCAUGGAAGUAGCGCUGUACCAAACAUAACACCUACUCCAAAUCCACCGACCAAUACAUUUAACUCACAAGAUUUUGAACAAUAUACAACAUCGUCGACAAAAGUAACUACUCAAUUGGAUGUUGAAUCAAACUCCGUUGUCCAUGACCAUAACAACGGCGGUGAUUGGGCGGACCAAUCAGUAAUGUUGGAAGAACGUCAUACAACACAUCAGCAUCAUCAACCGUCGGCAUCAUCACGCCCACCCAGAGGAAAUGUAGGUGGCUCUCAAGGUGGUAAUCGAAAUCGUUCAGCUGGUGGAGGUGGUGGUGGUUAUUAUCAAAAUAAUUAUUACCAAAACAAUGGAUAUGGAGGUAAUAGCGGUGGUGGCUAUAAAUCAGGGGGCGGUCGUCAAGGUGGUGGAAAUCAGCGACAAGGAGGUGGGGGUGGACAAAGAUCUAGUGGCCCAGGAGGUAACAAAGGAGGGGAUCGAGGAAGUGGACAAUAUAGUCGUAACAAACCGUCUUCACAACAUUAACUAAUUCUUAAUCCCAUACCUCUCCCCUUUCAAAAAUUUCUUAAGACAUUUUUUUUCUCACAACACUUCUCAGUUGUUAAUUAAGUAUUUAAAAAAAAUGACGCCGAGAUCAAAAUAGAGACAGUCAAAUAUAUAAAUUUUUAUCAAGAAAAA